AUGGCUGGAUUGUUGCACACAGUGACCAACUUGGAGGGCGUUUCAGAUGUUCUCACCAAAGGGAUUUUUGCCGUGGAUGAAGCAAUAAGACAGGACUUCCUCGAAAUAUUCCCUGAACAAGUCGACGAAAUCGCCACGAUGUCAGAUAAAACCCUACGUUGCUUGAGGGGAUCUACAAUCUUAUUGACGCUCGUCGACCCUACAAAGAAACAUCUUUGGGUGCUAAAUCUCGAUGAUGGCUUAGUGGUGCUCGGAAGUAGACGAGACGCGAGUUCACAAUCAGAAUGCAUCUUCGACGAUAGAGUGCUCGGUAAUCUUGCUGUCACGAGAGCUGUUGGUGACCACAGCUUCAAACUGCCUCGCAUCUACGCUGAGAAAAUAUUCUUAAACGUAGAACCGGGAUUUCGUGUCCCUGCUGCGACUGAGUCUUUCAUUUCACGAAAUCUGAGCCCGCCAUGCGUCUCGAAUCUUGCAAGCGUUUGUCAUGUCGACCUUCAUGAGCAGUCAAGCUGCAACUGCUUUAUCUUGAUGUGUUCCGACGGGCUGGUUGACGUUUACAUGGAUGACCCAGAUCACGUUGAAUCCUUCGCAUCUCUCGUCCGGAAGUGGGUGGAAAUAGUGGGUGACGUCGUGAAAGAUGACAUUGAAGGGGCAAUGCUGCGCUUGUUAAGACACGCUCUGGGCGCAGAAGACAUCGACAGAGUCUCAUGCAUGCUCAACGUAGACAUGCCUGUCCUUUAUAUGGAUGAUACGACUGUCAUCUUACAAGUGCUGUAGUAUCCGAUACUAAGGCGUGUGGAUGUAGGGGGUAACGGAUGUGGAUUGUGC
Messenger RNA from Suillus fuscotomentosus, 828 nucleotides. RefSeq lists its product as uncharacterized. Gene Ontology annotation, molecular function: protein serine/threonine phosphatase activity. Gene Ontology annotation, biological process: protein dephosphorylation. NCBI's taxonomy places the organism in Eukaryota, Fungi, Basidiomycota, Agaricomycetes, Boletales, Suillaceae. The record is from RefSeq and is a predicted model, not a curated record. The coding region runs from base 1 to 777 and encodes 258 amino acids. The transcript has 4 exons.